Molecule: messenger RNA, 1078 nt
Organism: Camellia sinensis
Lineage: Eukaryota; Viridiplantae; Streptophyta; Magnoliopsida; Ericales; Theaceae
Gene: SHL1
Product: PHD finger family protein / bromo-adjacent homology (BAH) domain-containing protein
Molecular function (GO): chromatin binding
Source: RefSeq, a predicted model, not a curated record
AAAUCGUCAUUAAUCUCACUCUUUUAAUCUCUCUCUCUCAGUCUCUCUCUCUUUCUCGAUUGUCUGUCUGUGCAUGUGUUUGUAAUCUUCAAUCGGUCCAUGGCGAAAGCCCGGGCUACGAGACGAAUCCUUGACUCAUACUCCGUCAAAGGCAUCAACAAAACCAUCAAAGCUGGCGAUUGCGUUUUGAUGAGACCUUCCGACUCAUCGAAGCUUUCGUACGUGGCGAGAGUUGAGCAGAUCGAGUCCGACAGCAGAGGCGGCAACGUUAGGGUUCAGGUGCGGUGGUACUACCGGCCGGAGGAGUCGAUCGGCGGCCGCCGCCAGUUUCACGGCUCCAAGGAGUUGUUCCUCUCCGAUCACUACGAUGUGCAGAGCGCUGAUACGAUUGAAGGAAAGUGUACGGUUCACACAUUCAAGAGCUACACGAAGCUUGAUGCUGUUGGCAACGACGAUUUCUUCUGUCGUUUCGAGUACAAUUCGUCCACCGGGGCAUUCAAUCCUGAUAGAGUGGCCGUGUAUUGUAAGUGUGAGAUGCCUUACAACCCCGACGAUCUAAUGGUCCAGUGUGAAGGCUGCACUGAUUGGUUCCACCCAACUUGUAUAGAAAUGACCCCAGAGGAAGCCAAAAGACUUGAUCACUUCUUCUGCCAAAAUUGUUCUUCUGAAGAUCAAAAGAAGUUACAGAAUUCUCAUGCUACUUCCCGGCAUUCAGAUACCAAGGUGGAUACAAAGCGCCGUCGGAGGUGAUACGACAUAAAACACCACAUCGUGAGGUAGACAUAAAUUGAAGGAGUUGUUGGGGAGCUAAGUAAGGCUUCAAGCAAAAAACACAUAGGCAAAUGUUGUCUGCGUCACAAGCAAAAAACUCUUGUUAUGUACAUUUGUUCGGUUCAGGGUUUUCCUUCCAAAAAGUUGAGGGUGUGUUUGGUUGGUUGUAAUUAUUAAAUGUAGAUUCUUUGUUUCUGGGGUAUUAUGUUUCACUACUAGGGGUUUUCUGUGUAUCUCAUAUCAAAUAAUUUAACUUAGCAGCAAUAGAUAAAGAGGUCUUUGCUUGAUGCUUUAUUUGACUGGAAAA